Vicia villosa (hairy vetch) is the source of this 1949-nucleotide messenger RNA. RefSeq names its product tubulin gamma-1 chain. Gene Ontology annotation, biological process: microtubule nucleation; meiotic spindle organization; mitotic sister chromatid segregation. The coding region runs from base 255 to 1679 and encodes 474 amino acids. Gene Ontology annotation, cellular component: centrosome; nucleus; cytoplasm. Gene Ontology annotation, molecular function: structural constituent of cytoskeleton; GTP binding. Lineage: Eukaryota; Viridiplantae; Streptophyta; Magnoliopsida; Fabales; Fabaceae. The transcript has 12 exons. The record is from RefSeq and is a predicted model, not a curated record.
AAAGGAAAAAGAAAAGAGAAAACACACAUACGUUGCAAUUUGGCGGUUCAAAAGUGUACAAUGGUGGUGGUGAUGAAUGAUUAACGAACGUGAGAGAGUGAGAGCGAGUGUUACUGAAGCAUCCACUAACCCUAGAAUCAUCAAUUUUCCCUUUUCACUCUCAUCAUCCAUUUCCACUCUCACUAUUCUUGUUACACACUUAGUAGUGUCAGUUCAAAAUAGGGUUUCCCUCCGCCACGAAACCCUAGAAAAAAAUGCCGAGAGAGAUAAUCACUCUUCAGGUAGGACAAUGCGGCAACCAGAUCGGCAUGGAAUUCUGGAAGCAGCUUUGUCUUGAACAUGGUAUCAGCAAAGACGGCAUCCUCGAAGACUUCGCUACUCAGGGAGGAGAUAGGAAAGAUGUCUUCUUUUAUCAAGCUGAUGAUCAGCAUUAUAUACCGCGUGCUUUGUUGAUUGAUUUGGAGCCCAGAGUUAUUAAUGGGAUUCAGAAUAGUGAUUAUCGAAAUCUUUACAAUCAUGAGAACAUCUUUGUUUCUGAUCAUGGAGGUGGUGCAGGAAACAAUUGGGCUAGUGGAUAUCAUCAGGGAAAAAAUGUUGAAGAAGACAUAAUGGAUAUGAUUGACAGAGAAGCAGAUGGUAGUGACAGUCUUGAGGGUUUUGUUUUAUGUCAUUCAAUUGCUGGAGGAACAGGCUCAGGUAUGGGCUCGUACCUGUUGGAGACUCUGAAUGACCGAUAUAGCAAAAAAUUGGUUCAGACUUACAGUGUAUUUCCUAACCAAAUGGAGACAAGUGAUGUGGUGGUCCAACCAUACAAUUCCCUUUUGACACUCAAGCGGCUGACUCUAAAUGCUGAUUGUGUUGUGGUUCUUGACAAUACUGCUCUAAAUAGAAUUGCUGUGGAACGACUUCAUUUAUCCAAUCCUACAUUUGCUCAAACAAAUUCCCUAGUUUCUACCGUGAUGUCUGCCAGCACAACCACUCUUCGUUAUCCAGGAUACAUGAAUAAUGACUUGGUCGGUCUUCUAGCCUCCUUGAUUCCAACGCCAAGAUGCCAUUUUCUAAUGACAGGAUAUACGCCUUUGACAGUGGAACGUCAGGCUAAUGUAAUUCGUAAGACCACUGUGCUUGAUGUCAUGAGAAGACUUCUGCAGGCAAAGAAUAUUAUGGUCUCUUCUUAUGCAAGGACCAAAGAUGCCAGUCAAGCAAAAUAUAUAUCAAUUCUGAAUAUCAUCCAAGGAGAGGUUGACCCAACUCAGGUUCAUGAAAGUUUACAGAGGAUACGCGAAAGAAAGCUAGUUAACUUUAUCGAAUGGGGUCCUGCAAGUAUUCAGGUUGCUCUAUCCAGGAAAUCACCAUAUGUUCAAACUGCACACAGGGUCAGUGGCCUUAUGCUGGCUAGCCAUACUAGCAUCCGCCAUCUUUUCAGUAAAUGUCUGAGCCAGUACGAUAAGUUGAGAAGGAAACAAGCCUUUUUAGACAACUACCGGAAGUUCCCAAUGUUUGCAGACAAUGACCUCUCUGAGUUUGAUGAAUCAAGGGACAUAAUUGAGAGUUUGGUUGAUGAGUAUAAAGCCUGUGAAUCCCCAGAUUAUAUCAAAUGGGGAAUGGAGGAUCCGAAUAAUACGAUGACAGGUGAAGGCAGUGCUGCAGGAUCUCUGGAUCCAAAAUCAGUAGUAUAAACAACCAAGCAAUGUGACAAGGGUUUGGAGUCAGACGUGAUCAUGAAAACUUUUUCUAUUUUGGAUGGUUUGCGGUGUGAUAAUUUAAUUUGUAUUGUAUUGUUUGUUUAUCAUUUGAACAUCCGCCAUAGUACUGAGUCCCACUGUAUUUAUUCGUUUUCAGCAAUGUAUAUGGUUGGUUAGAUGUUGGUACUGCAAUGUUGAUAUUGAUAGUGGGAGUUCCAUCCUAGGGACUUACUCAUUGAAGGUUGUUUCGCCCCAAUGUUCUCA